This is a messenger RNA of Mirounga angustirostris (Northern elephant seal), 3344 nucleotides long. RefSeq names its product myosin regulatory light chain interacting protein (gene MYLIP). The coding region runs from base 784 to 1875 and encodes 363 amino acids. The record is from RefSeq and is a predicted model, not a curated record. Gene Ontology annotation, biological process: ubiquitin-dependent protein catabolic process. Gene Ontology annotation, cellular component: cytoskeleton. Gene Ontology annotation, molecular function: cytoskeletal protein binding; ubiquitin-protein transferase activity. The transcript is spliced from 6 exons. Lineage: Eukaryota; Metazoa; Chordata; Mammalia; Carnivora; Phocidae.
CUGCUUAUUUUGAUAUGAUCGGUAACCUUUCACCCAUUUUACAAAAAGGGAUUGGCGGGGGGUGGUCCAUGAACUAGACAGUUACAGAGCAGAUGGUUCAAGAGAAAAAUAAUAGGAAAAAAAUACUUGCUUCAAAAUCACCCCUCGAACACUUGAGCCAUCACUGGAUUCCUUGUUGGAAUGUGUCUCCAAGCUCUGCCGUCGUCCCUGUUGGGAAGAGGGCAUGAGACUAUGCCCAUGGCUCACCACAGCUGGUGACCCUUGCGGUCACUGCUUCAUUGUCUUGUUCUCCUGAAGAGCAUCCACGUGUCACCCAAAAAUCAGUUUGAGGCUGGAGUUACCACGAUAGGAUAUGUUCCUUCACGCUAAAGGCCGGUCAGUUCCAGCUAAAAAGGAUCCGAUCAGUUCACCCUGUGACUCCAGGGUGGGGCUUGGCACAGAGGCAACGAAUGACAAAUAUUUGUGGACUCGAAAUGAAAAAGUUACUUGGUAGCCAUGAAACUGCAAAAUACAGGAAGGGCCCUCUCCGAAAGUUCAUGUAAGGGGGAAAGAGGAGGAUUCUUCUACUUACGGGGUAUGCAUUGCCAUCCAGCCUAGAAUGGGUCGGGGGAGGGGGGCGGUAUGUAGAAAAGGCCAGUUGUUCUCCUGCCCUCUUUGUGAAAUUCUGACCCACAGGCUGAGAAGAGGUCAGCAUUAGGUCUCAGACUGCUGACCACCUGUUACAUUCUCUUACUGCUCCUUUGCCUUUGAUUUUGGCAGCUUCCUCUCUAGGAGCAGGCGCGGAUGGUUUGGAAAGAGAAAUUGGAUCGAUGGCAUAUCUUCUUCUUGCAUAUCAAAGAGACCCUCCUGGCAGGCCACCUCCAGUGCUCCCCAGAGCAGGCAGUGGAACUCAGUGCCCUCCUGGCCCAGACCAAGUUUGGAGACUACAAUCAGAACACGGCCAAGUACAACUACGAGGAGCUGUGUGCAAAGGAGCUCUCCAGCGCCACCUUGAACAGCAGCAUUGUUGCAAAGCAUAAAGAGUUGGAGGGGACCAGCCAGGCCUCGGCCGAAUACCAGGUGUUGCAGACUGUGUCGGCAAUGGAAAACUAUGGCAUAGAGUGGCAUUCCGUGAGGGACAGCGAGGGGCAGAAACUCCUCAUUGGGGUUGGACCUGAAGGAAUCUCAAUUUGCAAAGACGACUUCUGCCCAAUUAAUAGGAUCGCUUACCCUGUGGUGCAGAUGGCCACCCAGUCGGGAAAGAACGUGUACUUGACCGUCACCAAGGAGUCUGGGAACAGCGUCGUGCUCUUGUUCAAGAUGAUCAGCACCAGGGCAGCCAGCGGGCUCUACCGAGCAAUAACGGAGACCCACGCUUUCUACAGGUGUGACACGGUGACCAGUGCCGUCAUGAUGCAGUACAGCCGAGACCUGAAGGGCCACUUGGCCUCUCUGUUUCUGAAUGAAAACAUUAACCUUGGCAAGAAGUAUGUCUUCGAUAUUAAAAGAACGUCAAAGGAGGUCUACGACCACGCCAGGAGGGCUCUGUACAAUGCUGGUGUUGUGGACCUCGUCACGAGAAGCGAGCACAGCCCUCCAAACUCCCCGCUGAAGUCCUCAGAGAGCAGCAUGAACUGCGCCAGCUGUGAGGGCCUCAGCUGCCAGCAGACCAGGGCGCUCCAGGAGAAGCUGCGCAAGCUGAAGGAGGCCAUGCUGUGCAUGGUGUGCUGUGAGGAGGAGAUCAACUCGGCCUUCUGCCCUUGCGGCCACACCGUGUGCUGUGAGGGCUGUGCCACCCAGCUGCAGUCGUGUCCAGUCUGCAGGUCGACGGUGGAGCACGUGCAGCACGUCUAUCUGCCGACCCACACCAGUCUGCUCAACCUGACCGUGAUCUGACGUGCGGUGCACCUAACGGGACGUGCCACGUUUCCACGGACUGCGCUACCACUAAACUGUACAAAUGAUAGAUCGUGGAGAACAUAAAUACUCCGACACCCAUCUGCCAUGCAACAUUUAAAAAAAAAGAAAAGGAAGAAUAAAAAGAAUACUCCUCCCCACCAAAACAUACCACGCGUAGAAUCCGCACCUGCAGUGGUGGGGGCCGGGAAGAGUUCUGGGCCACGGACACGGUCGUUGGAUUUACUCUUCUUGUGAUCAAGUUAAAGGAAUAUGUGAAAUCUGUGAUGUCAGUUAAGCGGCUGCAGAGCCAAAACGUGGGUACCUUUUUAGGAAAGGAUAUCGUUAAGUCUCCUGAUGUAUCCCGAGGUGUAAGUUUCCUACUUGGCAGCAAAUUUUGUAAGAAUUCAUUUCAAGAAUUUACUUGGUUCUUUUUGUACGGUCAUGGAGCUCUGAACAUUUUAAUAGGAAAUUUUUCUUAAAGAAACAGUCAUUUUAAUGUCAUUUCUGUUUUUAUUACUUGCUCAAGAAUGAUUGGAAGGCGAACAGAUGUAGAGAUCAAUUCUGUGACUUUUAAAAAGUUGACAACCAGGCUGUCAGAUGUAAACCAGCCUGGCUUGUGAAACAGAGAACUCAGUACGCACGGCUUCCUUUCCCCCGUCCCUGCCCCCUUCCCUCCCCCAAGUCUUUCGAUUAUAAAAUGCUACCAGUCUGGUUAUAAGAUUUCUGUGGAGUAGUCCGCACUCCUUGGGCUCUUUGAGUUGGUGGGAUAUUUUUAUUUAAGUUGAAAAGGGACUGCACGUUCUUGGGGGAGCAGAGCAUUGCUCGCGGAGAUGAAGCUUCACGGUGUACCAACCAGAGGGCUCUCCGCUUUUCCCAAAAAUUCCACUCCAGCUUCAGCCACUGGGGUCGCUUUUGCUCGAGCCAUCAAGCCUUUUUAUAGCCUUAUUGUAGGUAUCUUAGAUUAUUGUAUGCUUUUUUUUUUUUUGUAGUAAAUGCUUAAGUAUUAACUCUCGGUUGUCUCCUCCCUAGGUCUUUGAGGGGUUUCGAGUUUCUUUGUUUCUAUAUUCUUAAUCAUGUUUUCCACUCCCACUUGGGCAUUUUGGACGCUGGUCAGCUUGUGGGUUUUCUAGGACGUCGGAACACCUAGAUGACCUUAUUGGGUGCAAUACUAGCUAAGUGAAAGCUAGAAACCUACACUGUCACUUUACUGAGAUUUCCGAGUAUACUUUUCAUAUUGCCUUAAUGUAGCAGUAAUGUGUUUAUGCAUUUGUUUCUUUGCACAGACAUUUUGUCAAAUAUUAAAACUCUACUUUUUUAUGGCACAUAUUAGCAUAUAAGCCUUUAUUCCAAGAGGUAUUUAUUUUUUCACUUGUAAAAAAAAAAUAAUGUUUCCACAUAAAGAACUCUGUUCUAUCCUAAAGGACUUCUGUCUUUUGUAUUCAGGAUAAUAAAGACUUUAAAGCAAA